Octopus sinensis (East Asian common octopus) is the source of this 534-nucleotide messenger RNA. RefSeq lists its product as uncharacterized. NCBI's taxonomy places the organism in Eukaryota, Metazoa, Mollusca, Cephalopoda, Octopoda, Octopodidae. Gene Ontology annotation, cellular component: nucleus. The transcript has a single exon. The record is from RefSeq and is a predicted model, not a curated record. The coding region runs from base 1 to 534 and encodes 177 amino acids. Gene Ontology annotation, molecular function: DNA binding.
AUGGCAGGUGAAGACUGGUUCUCUGGAUAUCUUCAACGACACAAGAAUUUAUCCAUAAGAAUUCCACAGGCCACAAGCUUGGCACGAGCAACAAGUUUCAACAAGACAAAUGUUGCUAUGUUUUUCAACCAACUUGCUGAGGUGAUACUUCGGUAUAAAUUUGAUCCAUUCAAUAUCUACAACAUUGAUGAAACUGGCAUAACAACUGUGCAGCGCCCCGAUAGAGUUAUUGCCAGAAAAGGAACAAAGCAAGUGGGAAAAAUGACAAGUGCAGAGAGGGGAACUCUGGUCACAUUGGUAUGCUGUGUAAAUGCCGCUGGAAACAGCAUACCACCGAUUUUUGUUUUUCCCCAGAAUAACUUUAGGCCACAUUUCCUGACCAAUGGACCAUCAGGCAGCGAUGGAGGCGCUAACCCAUCUGGUUGGAUGUGUGAGGAGCAGUUUGUGAAAUUCCUUCAACACUGUGAGGAAUGUGAAAUGUUCAACGCAGUCACCGUACCUUCUCUUGCUGGACAAUCACGAUUCCCACCUUAG